UUCACUCUUCACAACCUCAUCUUUUCCUUAAAACUAUUACAAUGGCGUUAGCUCCAACUACAUACGCACUCCUCCUCACAUGUCUCCUCCUCACCAUAACAUACGUAACAAGUAACACCCGAACAGAUGAGGAGGUGAGGAAUACGUAUGAGUUGUGGCUAGCACGUCACGGGAAAACAUACAAUGCCUUGGGGGAGAAGGAGAGUAGGUUUCGGAUAUUCGCCGAUAAUUUAAAGUUUAUUGAUGAGCACAACUUGUCCGGGAACAGGAGUUAUAAAGUCGGGUUGAACCAGUUUGCUGAUCUCACCAACGAAGAGUAUCGGUCGAUGUAUUUGGGGACCAAGGUGGAUCCUUACAGGAGGAUUGCUAAGAUGCAGAGAGGCGAGAUUAGCCGACGAUACGCGGUUCAGGAGAACGAGAUGUUUCCGGCUAAGGUAGAUUGGAGAGAACGAGGGGCUGUUUCUCCUGUUAAGAAUCAAGGAGGCUGUGGAAGUUGUUGGGCUUUCUCAACGGUGGCGUCAGUUGAAGGAAUAAAUAAAAUAGUCACCGGCGAUCUGAUCAGUUUAUCUGAACAAGAGCUAGUUGAUUGUGACAAUAAAUACAACAGCGGUUGCAAUGGUGGGUCGAUGGAUUACGCCUUCCAGUUCAUCGUCUCCAAUGGCGGAAUCGACUCAGAAUCGGACUAUCCUUACAAAGGUGUAGGAGCCGUUUGUGAUCCGGUUAGAAACAAGGCAAAAAUUGUUAGCAUAGAUGGUUAUGAAGAUGUGCCACCGAUGAAUGAGAAAGCAUUGAUGAAGGCAGUAGCUCACCAGCCUGUGAGUGUUGGAAUAGAAGCUUCUGGAAGGGCUUUUCAGUUAUAUACUUCUGGUGUACUUACCGGUUCAUGUGGGACUAACCUGGACCAUGGGGUAGUUGUGGUGGGAUACGGUUCAGAAAACGGGAAGGACUAUUGGAUUGUUAGAAACUCAUGGGGACCAGAAUGGGGUGAAGACGGGUAUAUUAGAAUGGAGCGUAACAUGGUCGAUACGCCUGUGGGCAUGUGUGGGAUAACGCUGAUGGCUUCUUACCCGAUCAAGUACGGAAACAAGAACCCAAGUAUCUCAAACAACGUUGAUAGUCACCAGAUUAGUAGUAUCUAAUAUAUUUAUAAUUAUAAUCAUUAAUAUCUUAAUUGUGGAAUCAUAUUUGUGCUCUUCGAUAUGUACGUUUUAAUAUAUCAUGACGCUUUUCUUAUGUCUUCUAGAACGCAAUUGUACUCUUCUAAUAUAUAUAGAAAAAUGGUUUUAAUUGUUUGCGCA
Messenger RNA from Helianthus annuus (common sunflower), 1298 nucleotides. Its product is annotated as zingipain-2. NCBI's taxonomy places the organism in Eukaryota, Viridiplantae, Streptophyta, Magnoliopsida, Asterales, Asteraceae. The transcript has 4 exons. Gene Ontology annotation, molecular function: cysteine-type endopeptidase activity. The record is from RefSeq and is a predicted model, not a curated record. Bases 42 to 1139 code for a protein of 365 amino acids. Gene Ontology annotation, cellular component: lysosome.